UUUUGAUAUAUAAAAGUGCAGGUUCCCCUCGUAGGGUAGGGAAAGCAGGGAAGUACUCUAGACAGUGCACUCCUUCGACUACUGUCCCUCCUUUCGACCUUUCUAAUUUUUCAAUAUGCUUUUGAAGAAUCUUUUCGUUGUUGCAGCAUUAGCUGUGUCUGCCAUCGCGGCGCCGACAGAGGGGAAGAGGCAGACGAGUACAAGAAAAUUGAAGUGGUUCGGUAUUAACGAGUCGGGUGCCGAGUUUGGAGAGAAAAAUUUCACCGGUGUAUAUGGAAGAGAGUACAUCUGGUAUGAUUUGGCAACUGUGGAUAAAUUCAUAGCCCAGGGCAUGAACAUGUUUCGCCUUAACUUCCUUAUGGAACGUCUUACACCGAACUCUCUCACCGCAUCCUUCGACCCACUCUACAUGGGCAACCUUACCGCGCAGGUCAACUACAUCACCUCCAAAGGCGCUUACGCCAUGAUCCAACCACACAACUACGGACGCUUUUACGGGGAAAUCAUCACCGACACCGCAGGCUUCAAGACAUGGUGGCAGAACGUCGCGGCGAAAUUUAAAGACAACGACCUCGUUGUCUUCGACACGAAUAACGAGUACCACGAUAUGGAUCAGACGCUCGUCUUCAACCUGAACCAAGCUGCUAUCGAUGGCAUUCGUGCAGCAGGCGCAAAGCAAAUCAUCACUCCUGAAGGCAACUCCUGGUCCGGGGCUUGGACCUGGGUAUCGUCUGGAAACGGCGCAUCCCUUGUCUCCCUUAAGGACCCAGAGAAUAAACUCGUCUACCAAAUGCACCAAUAUCUUGACUCCGACGGCUCAGGCUCACACGCCGAUUGCGUUUCCACAACCAUCCUCUCCGAACGCCUGAAAGCCGCAACCCAGUGGCUCAAAGACAACAAGAAGAUCGGCGUGAUCGGCGAAUACGCUGGCGGCAACAACACGCAGUGUAUCACCGCACUGAAAGAUGGUCUCGCCUACCUUGGCCAGAACUCAGACGUCUGGAUGGGCGCGCUUUGGUGGGCGGCUGGGCCUUGGUGGGGUGAUUAUAUGUAUAGCAUGGAGCCAGAGAGUGGGCCUGCAUGGAAGAUGGUACUGCCGGAGAUUAAGGGGAGUUUCUUUGGAAGCGCCAUGCGUUUCCGGGUUUACUUGCAACAAGUUGAAUGA
Lindgomyces ingoldianus is the source of this 1165-nucleotide messenger RNA. RefSeq names its product glycoside hydrolase. The transcript is spliced from 3 exons. Lineage: Eukaryota; Fungi; Ascomycota; Dothideomycetes; Pleosporales; Lindgomycetaceae. Bases 116 to 1165 code for a protein of 349 amino acids. Gene Ontology annotation, biological process: glucan catabolic process. Gene Ontology annotation, molecular function: hydrolase activity, hydrolyzing O-glycosyl compounds. The record is from RefSeq and is a predicted model, not a curated record.